CCCACCCUACAGUCUGACCCCGAAGGCCUAGACUUCGACUCUGCUGGCCAAGACUACUUUUCCUCUGGCCAUGAGUUCGACUAUCUCUUCCAAGAAUUGUACCUGGACUCUCUUCAUGAAGAUCUUCUUUCUCAGUCUAUGCCAGGCGCCAUGAUAGAGACCUCUGCAGCCACGUAUGACUCCCACCGGACUGCCGAACCAGAGGAUCUCACAGAGGCGGAGAAAAAGGAGCUCAAAUCUGAGCUUGGUAAAUUGGAGGCAGAAAUUGUAACCCUACGCUGUGCGCUGGCAGCCAAAGAGAGACGCUGCGUGGAGCUCAAGAGGAAGUUGGACCUGACGGCCUUGGUGGGGCUGAGGCAGAAUCUGUCCAAGAGCUGGCACGAUGCUCAGGUCUCCAAAGCCUACAAGAAACAAAAGACGUCAGCUGCCCUGUCCACCACGGGCUCUGCCAUCUGCGGGAAGCUUGGAGACAUGAAGAAAUCGGCCACAUUUAGAUCCUUUGAAGGUCUUCUGGGGACAAUCAAGUCCAGAGUCGCAGGUGGCAGAGAGCUAGGCAGUGACUGCCUUCCUUCUUCAGCGGGGAGUGGGGAUGAUCCGCUCCCAGUUUCCGGGAGUAGGGAUGAUCCGCUCCCGGUUUCAGGGAGUGGGAGUGAUCCAGUUUCGGGAAGUAGGGAUGACCUACUCCCCUUUCUGGAGCCAGAAUGA
This is a messenger RNA of Eubalaena glacialis (North Atlantic right whale), 705 nucleotides long. It is a transcript of the gene TPD52L3, whose product is annotated as TPD52 like 3. The record is from RefSeq and is a predicted model, not a curated record. Lineage: Eukaryota; Metazoa; Chordata; Mammalia; Artiodactyla; Balaenidae. Gene Ontology annotation, cellular component: cytoplasm. The coding region runs from base 139 to 705 and encodes 188 amino acids. The transcript has a single exon.